CAUCACCACGACCCUCACCAUCUCCCUCUUCUUUACCAGUCACUUCAACUCUGUCACUAUACUCCUCGACGAUCAACAUGACGGAUCCCAAACCAAAGUCUCCCUCCAUCCCGCAAUGGCAGCAACCUAGUGAUGCGGCUUCCAACACCUCCACUUCGGCGCAGAACUCCGAACCACGAUCAGCUCUCCUUGAACAAGCCACCAAGUUCUUACAGGAUGAUUCUAUCCGUGAUGCCGCGACAGAUCGCAAGAUAACCUUCCUAGAGUCAAAGGGCCUACGCUCUGACGAAAUCGACGGUCUUCUUGGUAUCUCGCGCAAUGCGGAGGCCAGCGCCAGCUCUACAACCGAGGAAGCUUCCCCAGAUACCCCCAGUUCCGCUUCGAAGCCAUCUGAAGAACCAACACCAGCUCCUGCACCAGAAGAUCCAUCGCAAAAGCCCUUGGCCUCAUCUCCUUCUUCCUCUUCCUCUCCAGUCUCAUCGCCACCAUCGUCAACUACCACCACAACCUCUACACCGCGCGAUGUACCCCCCAUCAUCACUUACCCAGAGUUCCUCGUCAAACAAUCCAAACCACCGCCCUUGGUAUCGCUCCAGAGCAUUCUCUACACUCUCUACGGUGCAGCCGGAUUGGGGACUACCCUUUACGGCGCCAGCGAAUACUUGAUAAAGCCUAUGAUCUCAGACCUGACAGACGCCCGUCACGACCUAGCUCAAACCGCCAACGACAACCUGAAGAAACUCAACGAGAAACUCGAACAAAAUGUCUCUACGGUCCCUCCACAGCUCACUGCCCAGGCCAAGGCCGAAGCAGCUGGUGGUUCUUCCGAAGACACAGACUCCGUCACCUCCGACCCGACAGAGCUCUUCCACAGAGACGUAGCUACACAGACAUCUGGAGACAUCCCUUCAAACACCCCCACUCCUGGAGCUUCAGACACUGCCUCGGACUCCACAGACCCCGUGGCAACGGUAUCAAGCCACCUGAAACGCCUCGAAGUCAUCAACUCCCACCUCCGCGAAUUCAACGACUCCGAGAACGAAUCCAGCUCCCUCGACAACACCGUCCGAACCCGUCUCAACGAACUACACCACUACUGCGAUAGCUUAAUCUACAGUAAAUCCGGGUUUUCUCCCAUUGGUACAUACGGUUCCUACAGCACCCCAGGCAUGGACAGCGGCAGAGGCUCCGCCACUGGCGUCGGCAAGGGCGAAGAGGAAGCUAUAUCCGGCUUCAAGUCUGAAAUUAGAGGUGUCAAGGGGGCGCUUCUCAGUGCUAGAAACUUUCCUUCUAGUCGUGGGGGUAGAGUGGGGGGUCUCUCUUAUGGGAGGUAGUAUGACUUCUGUUCUGAUGAGAUGAUAUCGAGAAUUAUAUUUUUGCAGGUAUCAAUAACCAGCAUGGCGUUCGGGUAUGAUUUAACUUAUUGAAUAGUUUUAUGUAUUUGCUGUAUUCCGUAUAUAGUUCAGUUCUCGGCUGUUGGCAUAUAUAUAUUCGGAACGAGGGUGACAUUCAAACCCACCCACGUCUGCACCAAAAUGAUUUCUAUUUCUUUCUUUCAAGGAAAAUGACUUGAUUCAAACUAAACUACGAAUGAAUUCACGCUAGGUUAUAUCCGUUACAGUUGUAGUGAUACUCUAAAAGUUCAAGUCAAUUUUCGCCC
Molecule: messenger RNA, 1660 nt
Organism: Aspergillus wentii DTO 134E9
Lineage: Eukaryota; Fungi; Ascomycota; Eurotiomycetes; Eurotiales; Aspergillaceae
Product: peroxisomal membrane protein PEX14
Exons: 1
Coding region: 78-1334 (418 amino acids)
Biological process (GO): protein import into peroxisome matrix, docking
Cellular component (GO): peroxisomal membrane; peroxisomal importomer complex
Molecular function (GO): signaling receptor binding
Source: RefSeq, a predicted model, not a curated record